UUCGACAUGAAACCAAUUGUGUUAGUUGGUAAACGAUUUCGAAAGAACCCAGUGUCCACGCUUUGUGCGUAUACCUUGAUUUCUGCUUGAUAUCUUUUCAGUGGAACAGCUAUUCCUUGUUCCGAGAUUUAUUCGGAGAGUUGAGCUAGUAGUGAACAGAAGGCGUAUAUGGGGAGAGACUUUUAUUCAGUUCUUGGGGUUCCCCGAAAUGCCUCGGAGGAAGACAUCAAGAAGGCAUAUAAACGGCAAGCUCUUCUAUUUCAUCCGGACAAGAAUAAGAGCCCUGGAGCAGAAGAACAGUUCAAAAGAAUAUCUGAGGCUUACUCAGUGCUAACAGAUCCGGACAAACGACGAAUAUUCGAUGCAUAUGGCGAAGAAGGGCUUAAGAACGAAUGUGGCGGGUUUGGUUUCGGUGCAUUCACAGACCCCGUGAACAUUUUCCGCGAUGUCUUUGGCGAUGAUGCUGAUUUACAGUUUUCAGACUUCAUGGAUGGAGGAUUUCACUCCAAUUUCUCACGCUUGUUCUCCACCACACAUAACACAUCAACAUUUGGAGGUUUUAAACAUUUCGGUGAUGAUGAUUUUGACUUCCCUUGCCCUGAUCCAUUUAAGAAACAAACUGUUCAAGAUCCUCCUAUUGAGACCAACAUACAAGUUACUCUAGAAGAACUUGCAACUGGAUGCACAAAACGACUAAAACUGAACAGACAAGUCUUAUCUUCCAGUGGACAGGCUUCUCAGGAAGAAAAAAUUCUGACAAUUGAGGUAAAACCUGGCUGGAAGGCUGGAACAAAAGUAACCUUUGAACGGCAUGGAGAUCAGAAACCAGGUGUAAUUCCAGCAGACAUAAUAUUUGUUAUCGGUGACAAACCCCAUCAGUAUUUUAGGAGAGAUGCUGAAAACAAUCUCCUCUAUACAGCAAAAGUGAACCUGAUUGAUGUCCUUCGUGGAUGUGUGCUUCAGAUUCCAACUAUUAAUGGAAGAGUCCUAGCAGUGCAGCUGAAUGAAGUUAUUCAGCCAGGAACACAAAAAAGAGUUCCAAAUGAAGGCCUCCCUCUUCCAAAAUAUCCGGGAAAAAGAGGCGAUAUGAUAGUGACAUUUGAUGUAGAGAUUCCUACAAAUUUGACGAUGGAACAGAGACAACAUAUUGCCGGUUGUUUUUAGAACAAUAUGUGUACAAGCCGAGAGUAUAUUAAGGAUAGUGUGGAAAAGUACCAACGAUAGAAAGAUUAUUUCCAGUUGGUAGAAUGAUGAAUGUAUUUUUUGUAUAGGUUGUUUAAAUCAUAUAUUUUUCAAAUGAUAUUUUUCUUGCUUAAUUGAUACGCAAAUUAUGGCACAUCUCUAUUCAUAACUGAUCUUCAUGUGACUUAAGUCAUUUUUUUUGGUGUUAAAACAUUACUACAGUUGCUCUCUUUCAUUGUAUAUCCAUUUCCCUUGUAAACUUUUUAUUGUGGCUUUUUCUUAAGCAAAAACAAUCCUCAACUUUUUUGAAAUUCAUACCUAUAUUUUGAGCUCUUUUAUCCAUGUGUUGGUAGCAACUAGAGAGAAAACCACGGAAGUUUUUUAGCGAAUGAGUCAACAUUAUAAAUUAUAACAGUUAUAUUGUUGUUUUGACAAAAAAAAUGCCUUUGUUUGUCAGAAUGCAGCUUCAUAUAAUGUAUGUGAGGCUAAUAAGAAGUUGACAAAGCAGGUUUAGCUAGCUGCACUUUGAUUUAUUGGGUAACAAAGCAUUGGCUUGAACUGUAUAGAGUUAAUAUAUGCAUAAUAUUUAUCUUAUGGACCUACGAUUGUAGAAAAAGUAAAAUAUUUAGGGGAUAGGGUGUAUUGUUGUAUAAAAUAUGUUAUUCUUUUUGCAUUGUGGAUUGCUGGGUGUUAAAAUUAGCUUAGAUUUUGUGUAACAUAAAGUGUUAAAAUUGGCGAUUUUUAAAUCAAUAGCACAUUCACAGUUCCAAUAGUAAAUAUUAGGAAUGUCAGUGAGCAAAAUAUUUGUUGAUAAAUCAACAAAGUCCAGCAUGUUAUGGUUGGUAGAUUUUCGUGACAGAAUGCUGUAUUAUAAAAUUUUAAAAUGAGAUUGUUUUGUAGGUUUUAUUGAAAUUUUUAUUAGAUUGGGUGUGAUUGUGUUGUUGUCAUAAGUGGCUUUUUGUUUGCUCUACUUUUUCCAAGCUUAGUGUGGUGUUUUCUUCGGAAAAUUUAUGUUAUUGACUCAAUGAUAAGGUAUAAUUCAAAUGUGUGAAUGCAUCUAAAAUUGCAUUUACAUCAAUAAAUUACACUUUACUUGUUUUGAAAA
Stylophora pistillata is the source of this 2287-nucleotide messenger RNA. RefSeq names its product dnaJ homolog subfamily B member 5. The record is from RefSeq and is a predicted model, not a curated record. Gene Ontology annotation, biological process: negative regulation of transcription by RNA polymerase II. Lineage: Eukaryota; Metazoa; Cnidaria; Anthozoa; Scleractinia; Pocilloporidae. Gene Ontology annotation, molecular function: protein-folding chaperone binding. Gene Ontology annotation, cellular component: cytosol.